Messenger RNA from Auxenochlorella protothecoides, 375 nucleotides. RefSeq lists its product as hypothetical. The transcript has a single exon. The record is from RefSeq and is a predicted model, not a curated record. NCBI's taxonomy places the organism in Eukaryota, Viridiplantae, Chlorophyta, Trebouxiophyceae, Chlorellales, Chlorellaceae. The coding region runs from base 1 to 375 and encodes 124 amino acids.
AUGGGCCUUGCAUGCCACCUGGAAGCUGCCCAGGAAGAAGGAGGCCCCCGCGGCCUGGGCGCACGCCACGUGGAACGAGCUGUGGCAGGAGGCCAGGCGGCAUCCCAGGGACGCCCCGCGCUUGCCGCAGUGGGCACAUCGCAGGGCUCGCCCGCGCCGCACCUCUCCAGCCACCCCCCUCAAUCCUCCCUCGGGUGUCUCGCACACCUGGUGGUGACAUUGCGACAGGGAGAUCUGACACUGUGCUUUGUGGUGUGCGUGCAUCACGUUCUUGGUCCAAAAUGGGCGCGGCCCCGGCAGAGCGGUACUGUUACCUCCCCCCCUCCUUCGCUGCCCACCUGCGGAGACCAGAUCGCACACACCCUAUGCACAUAA